Molecule: messenger RNA, 1864 nt
Organism: Branchiostoma belcheri (Belcher's lancelet)
Lineage: Eukaryota; Metazoa; Chordata; Leptocardii; Amphioxiformes; Branchiostomatidae
Exons: 10
Coding region: 1-1836 (611 amino acids)
Source: RefSeq, a predicted model, not a curated record
AUGUCGAAAGUGUUUGAGGUGCCAGGUGUGGCUGUUGAGGACGUCUUUGCUGAGGGGAGAGGAGCAGACUUCCACAUCCCCCCACAAACACUGACUCAGCAGGACAGGGACAGGUACUGUGGCAGCACCUACCUGGGACUCCUGCCCAGCCAGCUCAACAACCUAGCCGGCGUAUGUGACGCUGACGGCCAAGUUGGAAACACCUGCUACGCUCUCUUCAACGAGCUGAAGACCUACCAGGAAGCCAAACGGUCCUGCAGGAACAAGGGAGGGGCACUGGCACUGGCAGACAGGGAUACCAUCCAGGCCUUCAAAAACCAGCUCAGUUCGUACCUGCAAAGUCGUUGGCUACAGUGGGAGUACUGGAUCGGGGUGGACAACCUCAACGGCACGCUAGAAUUUGUCGAGUGGGAUGACGCGACGACCGCGGUCGAUGAGGGCGUCAACGAUGGCUGGCACGACAGCGGUUGGGGAAAUGACAGCUCCGUUCAGCCAACAUGCGUGAGCCUGGUGUCCUCCUGGCACACCUACGUGUGGAAAGCGACCGACUGCACACGCCGCGCUGCCUACAUGUGCCAGUUUGAUACCGGUGGCAGUGAUGGAGGUUCUGAUAGAGCUGCUUCCAAACCUGUCAUCCUACAGUGCAACGGGGAUUACUUGGCCAUCUACGAUGGGUCCGGGGUGGUCAGCCUCGGGACCAAUCAGGAGUUCCUGUACGGUGACAUUGAAGCGAACGUCACGCUGGACCUGCGCAUCAGGAACAUGCACGCUGAUGACCUCCCGUCCACCGCGCCCGGCAGCGAGAACUUCAGGAUCGAGGUGUGGGUGGCCGAGACGGCCGAUCCACUGUCUGACUCCAACACCAUGGUAGAGGUCACCAAGGAAGUGCACUAUCCGCCCGAGGCGUACCAUCCCCUGGUGGCCGGCGACUCGGUCUGGCUGCGUAACGUGAUCGUGACGGUGGACGCUGACAAGCUGACGGGGGCCGUGGCACGCGACGUCGGCUCCGGCAGGCCCGCCAACUUCCUGGUGGUGAAGCUGAUCGCGGGAAACAACGUCAACGAGGAAGUCAUCGGGAACAACUUUGUGGCGCAUAAUCUGACAGGGAAGAUAGUGCCCAUGACUCGGCCAGUUGAGAACAUAGACCUGGAAGUGCUGUCCUUCUGUAUCACUGACAUCAUCAGAUGUGACACCCAGUCUGCUGUCUCCAUCCUGGCCCACAUCAGGGCAAAGGUCAACGACCCCAACGCACUCAAACUCACCUCCUACGGUCUGGACAAGUCCUACGCCGUCAACGUCUACCUGUCCUUCGACGACGUCUACGACCCAUCGGAGGAUCUUGACUCUAGGCUGACUACAGCUGCACUGGGAGUGCCUGCUGAAUAUGGGCAAGAGGCCAUACAUUCUAUUGACCAGCAGAUGACCAUGCAGAUCCCUUCAGACCCGCGGUACUGUUCUCGCCUGUGGGCCAUCAUGACGGUUCACAUGGUGGAGGUUGUGGACCUGACUGUGCGACAGGAGCCACUGCUCUACAACAACUACGUAGCCUACCCAGUGGUUGUGCAGUGCAUCUCACAAGAUGUCUACGGCAUCAGUAACCUCGUCCUCAGUGCAACAACCAUCUACCAGGACGUGGCCACGCCCGUGACCUUGACCUUUGACCUGGCUUGCACCCAAGUGGACUGCAGUAUCCCCCUGCCCACCGAUGUCCAGGACACCAACUAUAACAUCUAUAUCUACGCAGAGAACACCACUGAUCUGACCAGACCUUUCAAAAGGUCCCUCCUCCAGAGGAUCGACUCCACAGAUUGGUCAGGAGAAGGGGGAGGGUCUUGACACCCAGUCUUCAAGAGGACUUUGUGUC